Messenger RNA from Manacus vitellinus (golden-collared manakin), 645 nucleotides. RefSeq names its product PAXX non-homologous end joining factor (gene PAXX). Lineage: Eukaryota; Metazoa; Chordata; Aves; Passeriformes; Pipridae. The coding region runs from base 49 to 297 and encodes 82 amino acids. Gene Ontology annotation, molecular function: molecular adaptor activity. The record is from RefSeq and is a predicted model, not a curated record. The transcript is spliced from 4 exons. Gene Ontology annotation, cellular component: nonhomologous end joining complex; site of double-strand break; nucleus. Gene Ontology annotation, biological process: double-strand break repair via nonhomologous end joining.
CUGCCCGCCGCCGAGGCGCGCAGCCAGCUGCAGGCGCUGGUGUUCGGCAUGGCCGGCUGCAUCGAGACCUUGGAGAGGCGCCUGGAAGCAGCCGUGGAGACACUGGCAUCUUCCUGCAGCCCUCAGAAGAAUACUGCCCAGAGCCAGCAGCUCUUCCUGCCAGACCCCAGCCCCAGGAAGAACAGGGCUGCUGGCUCAGCUUUGCCAGCCAAAAGGAAGGUUCCGGGAGAGUCUCUCAUUAACCCUGGUUUCAAAAGCAAGAAAGCAUCAUCUGGAGUGAAUUUCGAGGACUCCUGAGUGGUGCUGUCCUGUGCCCUGAUGACAGCCCUGUGGAGCCCUAUCAGCAUGCGCGUGGGUGGAGGAGAGAGUGCCCGGUGUCUGGGGCCAGCUGAGCCCCUCUCACCCAGGGAGGCAACAGAGCCAUCAGCACAUGGCAGCUGACCCUCCACUGGGGUGGUGGCCGGGCCUUUGAGGAGACACCAGUGGUUGCUUUCUUCCCAGCAGCUCUUCCCUGCUGGCAGGGGCCACCUCUUGACUUCAUUUUCCUUGAAUUGGUGGGGUUUGGAAGGAAUUUUUGUAGCACUGCAGAACGGAAGGAUUGCCUGUGCUUAUCUUCUUUCCAGUAAAGGUGUUUUUAGCCAGCCA